Ricinus communis (castor bean) is the source of this 3188-nucleotide messenger RNA. RefSeq lists its product as uncharacterized. Lineage: Eukaryota; Viridiplantae; Streptophyta; Magnoliopsida; Malpighiales; Euphorbiaceae. Bases 1027 to 3102 code for a protein of 691 amino acids. The transcript is spliced from 3 exons. The record is from RefSeq and is a predicted model, not a curated record. Gene Ontology annotation, biological process: asymmetric cell division.
CAAGCAGGGUUGUGUGUAUUGUAAUUGAUCUCAUUGGCAGUGAAGAAGAUAACGUUAGAAUGGUCUUAUUACCUCAAGGAAUCCACCCUGUUUUUCAGCUCCAACAAUCGUCUUCGAAAGUUGGGUCCUUUUAUAGGUUUUCUCUUCUCAACUACUAUUAGUUACUAUAGAAAAGCUUACCCCUUUCUCUGUCUGUCUCUGUCUCUCUCCUUUUCUUUUCUGAAAAUAAAAAGCAGUAAUCUUUCUUUGCAUUGCACUUUCUUAUUUUGGUGUUUCUGGUGAAAUGGGUGAUUUCGAUUAAUGGGCUUCACAGUCGAGUAGCUGUUUUCUAUUGGGUAGAGCUUGGUUAUAGUACCUUCUGCUCCAGUUGCUUUCUUUCUUUAGUUUUUCUUUGCUGGGUUCCUGUUUUUUUUUUUUGUUGUAAGAAGGGAGCUUUACUUGACAAAUGUUGUUUUGUUGCUUCGGGGAGGUUUAUUAUGGUGCUUGCAAGUUGCAAGUGAAUGCUGUUUAGAUUAAUGCUGUUUUCUCCCGAAUUGUUCAGAUCGUUUGAUUCAUUCUUAUGGCAAAAUGAUUUCAAUCGACUAAAAUUGGCAUAUAGGCUGAGGAAGGGAUUUUAAUCAAAAUUAUUUUGGAAUUUAGAUUGAGGAAGGUAACAUUGUACUGGUUCUAUCGGAGUAAUUUAGUCCUGCGGUAUUUUCUUUUGUGAUCUUUGUAGACUUGCCGGGUUCUUUAUUCAGUAUGGAUGCUUAUUGCUGAUAUUGAAAUUGCAAAUUUUAAGAGAAUAGAGGGAGAGAAAUUACUCUGUCUUGGUAUUGGUACAGCUUUUGCAUUCUGGAGAAGCAGUUACGGUAUCAUUAUUUGAUAUAUGAGUUUUAGGGUUUUGGAUGCUUUGGUUUAGGUAUCCUUUUUAUCUCUGAUUGAUGGCAAUUUCUGCCUUGGGGCUUUUUGUGGUUGAAAUUGGUAUAAAGCGGAAAAUUAGUGUUGUAGAAUUUGGUUAGUACUCGUUUCUUUUCUGCGGGAGCAGAAAUGGAUUUGUGGGUUGUUGGAGCAGCAGCUGCUGCUGGAUAUAUUGCUAAAUACUGGCAAAAUGUUUCCAGGGACAAGGAUAGUUUAUCAGGGUCUGAGCUCUCCAAAUGUGAGAAACAUGAAAACCCCAGCUUUCCCUUAUGCAGAUCGACUCGGAGAAAGAAACUAACAGGAGCUGCUAAUACAGGUGAGAAAUUUUCAGAUAUGUACCGGUUAGACAGUGCUUCAGAAUUAGAGGUUUCUUCUAGUGCUUAUGCUGAGAAGCGUGGAAGUUCAGGAGAUUAUGAUGAAUCCAAUAUACUUUCUUUGUCAAGCCCAUCAUCUGGAGUCACAAUGAACGAAAUCCUAAUUGGAAAUGGGAGUGACAAUGGACUGAGGGAUGAUACCGGUGAUAAUUCUGGCAGUCCUUGUACUGGUGAAAUGGAUUCUUUUCAUGAAUCUAAGAUGAAAACAAGCUCUCUUAGGACCAAAAACAUACAUGGCCAUUUUAUUAAACCAUUAAAUUCCUUAGAAAGCUGCCUAAUGGCUCAGUUGUACAAGGAACACACGAAAAUGGAGGAGUAUGUGCUUAGUGUCUUUCCAUCACCAUCCAAAAAAAUGAGGCCACUGCUUGUUACUGAUGGAAACCAAAUAAUUAACAGACUAAAUAAUGAUUCUUUUAGUGCAUCCAUUGGUACAGAUGACAAUAGGCUGCCUAAGGAUGAAAAUGCUUGUGGGGUUCCUCCACUACCAAAAAUCAGCAAAUUCAAUGUCCCCAAGAAGAUAAAAUUCAAAGCAAGAGAAGUGUGCAAUGGAAGAUUCAGCAAUUCCCAUAAAGCAGGCAGUGGAAGGCACUUCCAUUCUCAAAAUGGUCCGCUCGAUCAAACAUAUUUAUUCUGUUUGGGUAUUUCAGUUGGCAUAGCUUCUUCACUCUUAGCUAGUAGAAGAGAAGUAGACAAACUACAAGACCUGUUGAAGCAGACUGAGAAUUUGGUUCAAGAUUUACAGGAGGAACUUGAGAUGAAAGAUUCAUUGACAGUGAAAGAGCUAGCUGAUGAGAAAUGUGAAUCACAGGAUACAUGUGAGAACUCCUUGCACUACAGGGCACUAAACCCUCUCUUUCCUUUACAGAAUGUCAAUAAUUCAACAAACAAUGAUGGUAAAGAGUCACAGUCUGAGAGGGCCGAGGAUAAUUCAGAAGACAUGAGUAAAAUUGAAGCAGAGCUUGAAGCUGAACUCGAGAGGUUGGGACUAAACAUGAACAAAUCAAGUUUGGAAAGAAUAUUGUCUGAUGGUGUUGAGCUUGAUCCAGACGUUAUAGCAGACCUCGCUCAAGGUGAAUUGAGGGUUGACAUGUUCAAUGGGCGAGCUGUUUGCCAACCUGAGUCAGAUCGAGAUAAAAGUGGUACCCCGACAACUCACAGUGGAAAUUAUGCAGUUUCACCCCAAGAGCUGAGCCUGCGUCUGCAUGAAGUCAUUGAAUCCCAACUUGAAGAGCGUGUGAAGCAGCUCGAAAUGGCCCUUCAAAACAGUCAGCAAAAGGUGCUACUGAUGGAAUCUGAGCAUAAGAAUGUCUGGAGGAAAUUCUCAAACAAUGAGCUGACAUACUCCUCUGAUGAAGAAAGUCCAAUUACUGAAGAAAAUAUCAAUUCCACAGCCCAGCCUCUGGUUAUGAAUUUAUCAGGGGAUGCUCUAGAAGCUUACAAUGAAGCUUAUGAAGAGUUAAUGAAGAUAAAUGAGUCGGAAGAGGAUGAUUCGCCAUCCACCGCAUAUGAAAGUAUGCAUCCAUAUAAUCAGAUCAUGCUACAGUGUUGUCAAGAUGGCGCAACAAAUGGGUCGAUGACUCGUCUCAGGAACAAUAAAGAGAUACCAUCAUCAAGAGAAUCAUGUGGCAGUCAGUUAAAGGUAGCAAUAAAGCAUAGCCAAGGAAUUCAGAAGUUGCUAUAUGAUGAUACAAGCGAGGAUGAAAACAGCGGUAGCAGUGAUGAGAUGGAAAAGCAAUUGAUAAAGCAAAUUGUGGAGAAGACCAGGAAAGGCUCUCCAGUAGUGCUAAAUGCUCAAAGACUAUUGUUUUCCAUGGAUGAAAAUAAACGUUGAUUUAAAGCAACAGAAAUUUUUGCAGUGUAUAGAUCUUUACAGAAUUAACAUCUAUUGGCAUUCAAUCUAAUUAUCCAUUGAUUUUA